Molecule: messenger RNA, 384 nt
Organism: Cantharellus anzutake
Lineage: Eukaryota; Fungi; Basidiomycota; Agaricomycetes; Cantharellales; Hydnaceae
Exons: 2
Coding region: 1-384 (127 amino acids)
Source: RefSeq, a predicted model, not a curated record
AUGUUGCUCGCUCGUUACUUCACCUUUAUUCCAUUCUUUUUGGCCGUCACUGUUCUGGCCCAGAGUCUCAACACCACUGGAACUAGCACCUCGCUCUCGACGACGACGACGCUGCGUGCAUCCACUACCAGCUCUGUCUCGCUCAACGGCACCUCUACUCGCCGCACCAACUCCACCAGCACGCGCGGUGGAAACGAGACGAGCACCACUGGCCCCGGCACCACACCCGUGUCCACCUCCACAGGUUCGGCCCCGUCCUCGUCGAAGAAGGGUGCCGCGAUGGUUCACGCUGCUAUUCCUCGCAUCUUCGGAGAUGAGCAUGGUAUCUUCAUGGGUAGUUUGAUGGGUUUCGUUGGCCUCCUUCUAGGACUUGUCCUCGUCUAA